ACAUUUUGCCUUUGUAUUUACUAUUUACAGGCAUUUACUGAAAAUUUAAAACUCUUUAAAUAAAAGAAACACUAAAUAGAUCUGUGAACUAAAGUCUCCUAACGAAAAAAUAAAAGCUUUAUUAAUUAAAAUGUCCGGCGAGGAUUGUGAAGGGCUGGACCGUGGUGAAAACGAUGGACUUAAAUCGGAUAAAAUGUUUACUCUCAAAAAGUGGAAUGCUGUUGCAAUGUGGAGCUGGGAUGUAGAAUGUGAUACUUGUGCUAUUUGCAGAGUACAAGUUAUGGAUGCCUGCCUCCGUUGCCAGGGUGAAAGCAAGAAGGACUCCUACGGGAAGCAAGACUGUGUGGUUGUCUGGGGGGAGUGCAACCACAGUUUCCACUUCUGCUGCAUGUCGCUGUGGGUGAAACAGAACAACAGGUGUCCACUUUGCCAGCAGGAAUGGUCCAUUCAACGAAUGGGCAAGUAGGAAGUUGUGCAUAACCUUCAAAAGUUGCGAAACCUGUAUUCGUUCCGAUAUUUUUCUUUAAGUGUCACUAGUAAUAACUUGUUGCAUUAAAUGAUUCUCGCAAA
This is a messenger RNA of Leptidea sinapis, 570 nucleotides long. RefSeq names its product RING-box protein 2 (gene Roc2). Bases 131 to 466 code for a protein of 111 amino acids. Lineage: Eukaryota; Metazoa; Arthropoda; Insecta; Lepidoptera; Pieridae. Gene Ontology annotation, cellular component: nucleus; Cul5-RING ubiquitin ligase complex. Gene Ontology annotation, biological process: ubiquitin-dependent protein catabolic process; protein ubiquitination. The transcript is spliced from 2 exons. Gene Ontology annotation, molecular function: ubiquitin protein ligase activity; zinc ion binding; cullin family protein binding. The record is from RefSeq and is a predicted model, not a curated record.